Molecule: messenger RNA, 483 nt
Organism: Penicillium cataractarum
Lineage: Eukaryota; Fungi; Ascomycota; Eurotiomycetes; Eurotiales; Aspergillaceae
Exons: 3
Coding region: 1-483 (160 amino acids)
Source: RefSeq, a predicted model, not a curated record
AUGAUGGCUUCUGACUUUGACUUCGAUUUUACCACCUGGAAUAGCUAUCCGUCAUCAACAAUCAACUCUUCAUCCAAGGAGCGGCCAAUUCUCUUCUCAUCUGCUAGGAUCCAGAAUGUUGUUUCCCAAGAUCUGAGCGCUCAAUAUGCUGCUCGCGUGAGCGAAGCUGAAGCUCUCGGAGAGUCACUCGUGAGCAUCAUUCAAAUCAAGAAAUAUACCCCUACAGUUAUCACGAUUCUAGAGAGUUGUUUCUCUGAAUUCCCACGGGAUCUUCUUGAAAAUGUCGUUUUGAACAAAUCCAAUGGCCAAAAUAUCUCGGUCAUUCCAAGUACUCAUGAUGAAUCAACGGGCAUCCGAUCUCUCAUGAACUUCCCAUUUGUCUCGCGAUCUUCGAACACUUCCGAGACAGAGACCCACAACCGCGUCAGUUUCUUGCCAGUGGCUGUCUGGAUCUGCCCAUCUUCAUUCAUCAAGAACUCGUAA